Molecule: messenger RNA, 1055 nt
Organism: Cynoglossus semilaevis (tongue sole)
Lineage: Eukaryota; Metazoa; Chordata; Actinopteri; Pleuronectiformes; Cynoglossidae
Product: OCIA domain-containing protein 1
Exons: 8
Coding region: 146-883 (245 amino acids)
Cellular component (GO): endosome
Source: RefSeq, a predicted model, not a curated record
GAAUCUGUCUCGACUUUUACUUCCGGGUUGUGUCACUGUCGGUUGUGGCAAUGACACUGAGCAGCAGUUUAAGUCCGCUGAUUGUUUUACAUUUUAUUUUCUCACACUUAAAACAACUAACAUAAAUACCGACCACACUGCAACCAUGGCCUCAAACACGUCAACUUAUUCAGACCAGCAGCAGCAGCAGCUGCCCGGGACACAGAUACCUGUAGAUUACGUUCCUAAUGAAGAGGAGAAGCGGGUGUUUCGUGAGUGCAGCCACGAGAGCUUUUGGUACAGGUCGGUGCCCUUCUCUGUCAUUAGCAUGGCUAUAACCCAGGCUCUUGUCACGAGAGGGUCUGUAUCUGUUUCUCCAAGAUUCGGACCGCUACCAAAACUGGCCUUUGCUGGUAUGUUUGGCUACUUUGCAGGGAAGAUAUCGUAUAUGAAAACAUGUCACGAGAAAUUCAAGAGUUUGGAGAACUCUCCGCUGGGAGAAGCUCUAAGGAAGAGGGCAGGAUCAGCUCAACAAUAUUCUCAGGGCCAUGAGUCAGAGAUGAGCCAUCCGGACAAGCAGUCAUUUGAUCCUAUGUUCCAGGCAACAUCUCCAAGUCAGAUACCCAGUUACUCCAGAGAUUUCGAUCAAGGAUACAAUCCAGACCCAUCAACACAAAUGAGCAGAGAUGGUAUCAGUGGUCAAGCCAAAUCAUACUUGGAAGAGGAGGAGCCCCAGAGGAAGUCAAUACUUUAUGAGAAUCUGAGGGUCAAAAACAGAGAAAACUAUGAAGUCACGCUUACCCAGAAGGCUGAGGCAACGCUCAAACCAUCACCUGAGAAAGAACGAGACAGGACAAAGAAAGAAGUGAAGAAGAACAUUUAUGGAGACACAUGGGAAGAAUGAUUCCCAUUUGAAUGAAUGAAAAAAAAGUGCAGCUCAGUCAGUGACAUGUAUUAUGAUCUAUGUGAAUCAGUCAAUUCAACCAAACUGCUUCAGAACUUCAAUUAUUUGUCUGUUUGGCUUUGACUGUCAUUAGAUAACUUUUAAUCUCACUGCAUUAAAUACUCAAUAAAUA